Brettanomyces bruxellensis is the source of this 2580-nucleotide messenger RNA. RefSeq lists its product as uncharacterized. Gene Ontology annotation, cellular component: exomer complex. Gene Ontology annotation, molecular function: protein heterodimerization activity. Gene Ontology annotation, biological process: Golgi to plasma membrane transport; DNA-templated transcription initiation. The coding region runs from base 1 to 2580 and encodes 859 amino acids. The record is from RefSeq and is a predicted model, not a curated record. NCBI's taxonomy places the organism in Eukaryota, Fungi, Ascomycota, Pichiomycetes, Pichiales, Pichiaceae. The transcript is spliced from 4 exons.
AUGGUUGAACCGCGACCUGAAGUCAAAAGUGCCAGCAACAAUUCUAAAGCUAAAUCGGAUUCAAGUCAAGAUAAGAAAUCCGAAGAUGUGCCUAGAGAUGUGCGACUUUUGCGACUCAUAUUUGCAACACAGGGAAUCCAGAAUUAUGAAGAUCACGUCCCACUCCAGCUGAUGGAUUUUGCCUAUAGAUACACAUCAGAAAUACUUAAAGAUGCAGUUAUAUAUAAUGACCAUGCACAUCCCAAUAUUUCAAACGCAGGAAAUGCGGGAGUUCAUCACACACAGCUGAGUAACGAAGAUGUGCGGCUAGCUAUAGCAGCAAGAACAAAUUACCAAUUCCAGCCUGUUCCUCCUAAGAAAAUGUUGAUGAAGCUAGCAGCAGAAAGAAAUCAAAAGCCUCUUCCUCCGGUAAUGCCUAUGUGGGGUAUUCGCCUUCCCCCAGAGAAGUAUUGUCUAACUGCUAAGGACUGGAGGCUUGAUGAGGAAGAUUCUGAUUCAGGCGACACUAAACGCCAGAGAAAAGGUGAAUCAAUUAACUUCAGAAUGACGAGUGUUACGCAAGGUUCGAUUCCCGAAGUUGUGGAAAAAACAAUUGGGGAGUCGCUUGAGCAGAGAACAGCCAUUCUGGGAAAUAUCUCCGACUUGGGGCCUCCGGAUAUGGUGCAUUUGGCGAAAAUGGUGUCUAAUUCGUCGACAAAGAAACCAACCACUGGAACUUUCUUCUAUUACACGGGUACGGAUGUAUCAAACUCAGCCACCAUCGCAGCACUAUUACACUCAAUUGCAGAUAUAAUUGAUGAGAAGCCGCAGCUAUGGUUUGGUAAGCACAAAUCCUGGAAAGUCUGUGAAGCUACAUACUGCACGUACGAUGCAUUUUCAGAAAUUGAUGCUCGUGUAAAGGUGAAUUUCCCAGGAGGUGUUGAACUUAGAGUUUUAGACAGUGAGGGAAACGAGAUAGCCUCAACGGACAGGUUAUGGCUAGAAAUAUACGUUUGUGCGAUUGUGCGGGCUUUGAUAACGGCUGAUAAUGAUUCAUCUGACUUCAGUUCUGUAGUUGAGAUCCGAAAAGUGAACCCAUUGCUCACAAAGGAUCAAACGAAGUUGUUUUUUGAAGGUUUUGAAAAGCUGUUCUUUGAAGGAACAAAGCUUGGGUGCUCAGAAAAGCUUCAGGUUGCCACAAAUGGAAAUAAUAACUUGGUGGAUGCAUUUUUGGCAUGUGUAGGACUCACUGGAGAGUUUGAUGAGGCAAUUGCAAUAAUCCAGCGUCUUCGGAGCAUAGACCCGUCGAUCGGCUUUCUCGAGGCAAAGAUCAAUCUUAUGGCGGAUGAGGAAGUGCGGGCAGUUAAGAUAAUGCACGAUAUAGUAGAUGCAAAUCCGUUGGAUGGGGAAGCACUUUCUUUACAGGCUGAGUUUUGCAUCGAGAAGAAAAGACUUGAUUUGGCUCUUCCACUUGCAACAAAAGCCAUGAACUCUGCCCCAUGGUACUUUAAGCCAUGGUCGUUACUUGUGAAGACUUAUAUAAGGACUGGGGAGUACGAAAAAGCGUUGUUGACACUUAAUUCAUGUCCUAUGGUGACACACAAAGACAAAUACAUCCUCAAGAGAAUCAACAAUCCAAAGCCUGAGGACAUGCACCUACCUUUACCUGUGGAUGUGACACUUGACAAAGUUUCCACAUUGAACUCUGUAGAUGUUGCAAUUGAGCACAACAGGGUUGAUCCAACGCUCAUGGGUCUUCCUGCAGCCAGUCUUAAAUCAACAUUUGCUGAGGCAUACAAUCUUUUGACGGAGAUAGUGCACAAAACUGGCUGGGAGAUGCUUCUCAAGUACAGAACACACGUUUUUGUGAUGGAAGGAGAAUUUAAGGGUGCAAAAGGUGAGGAAAAGACAGAUAAGCCGGAUGGAGUAGAGGGCAUCAAGAAAAUUGAUAAGUUGAACAGCUCAACAGAAAACUACAAACGUAAGGCGCUUCCAGAGACACCGGAGUCGCCACAAUCGGAAAAAUCGGAAAAAUCAGAUUAUAAAAACAAGCAGCUCUGUGAGAGGUGGUUGGACAAUUUGUUCAUGCUUCUAUACGAUGAUUUACGGGUUUACACGAUGUACAAGGCGGAAAAAAUGCACUUUGAGGCGCAAAAAGUGGAAAUGAAGAAAACAACGUUGGAGUGGGAGCUAACUGGACUUGUUGCUCAGAGAUUGGGCCACAAAGAAGAAGCUGCAAGUUGUUUUAAGAGAGGACUCGAUACCAGAUUUUCUCCAAGAUGCACAUCGCAACUUUUGAAGUACUAUCUGGAGCAUCACAGCAGUGUGGAGCAUGCUAGCAAGAAUGAGCCUGCUAACGAUCUUCACGAUAAGAUUCUUGAGCUUACUGUUAACCUACUUGUGUGGAAUCACAGGUGGUACUGUGGUUUUUCACCUGAGCUAAUUCUGUCAUUGAAAGAUCUUGUGAAUGAAGUUGGCCGAGUGAAGAUUGAGAGUGAGGUGAAGGUCCAGUUUGAUGAUAAGAAUACUGGUAUAUACGACUUGGUUUUGGACAACCUAAGCUUUUUGGACACCUACGGCCUGAUUGAAAAAGAAGAGUGA